AUGUCGGUUCUGUUCGUACAACCUGGUACUGUUGCUGUGAUGGAAGACGUUACUGCUGUGAGUGAAGACGUCACUGCUGUGAAGCAAGAAGUACCUACUGUGAGUGAAGACGUCACCGCUGUGAAGGAAGAAGUAACUAAUGUGAGUGAAGACGUCACUGCUGUGAAGCAAGACGUCACUGCUGUGAUGGAAGACGUUACUGCUGUGAGUGAAGACGUCACUGCUGUGAAGCAAGACGUUACUGCUGUGACUGAAGACGUCACUGCUGUGAAGCAAGAAGUAACUACUGUGAGUGAAGACGUCACUGCAGUGAGUGAAGACGUCACUGCAGUGAGUGAAGACGUCACUGCUGUGAAGGAAGAAGUAACUACUGUGAGUGAAGACGUCACUGCUGUGAAGGAAGAAGUAACUACUGUGAGUGAAGAUGUCACUGCUGUGAGUGAAGACGUCACUGCUGUGAAGCAAGACGCCACUGCUGUGAAGAAAGACUUUACUGCUGUGAAGCAAGACGUUACUGCUGUGAGUGAAGAUGUCACUGCUGUGAAGCAAGAAGUAACUACUGUGAGUGAAGACGUCACUGCUGUGAAGCAAGAAGUAACUACUGUGAGUGAAGACGUCACUGCUGUGAUGGAAGAAGUAACUACUGUUAGUGAAGACGUCACUGCUGUGAAGGAAGACGUUACUACUGUGAGUGAAGACGUCACUGCUGUGAAGCAAGAAGUAACUACUGUGAGUGAAGACGUCACUGCUGUGAAGCAAGAAGUUGCUGAUUGGGGUGAGUACAAUACAGCUAUGAGGAAAGGCGUUGCUGCUGUGAAGGAAGAUGUCAGCGCCAUGAGACAUUUUUCAUUCGCAAAGGAAGAACCAAGAGCUGUAUCUACAAGUAACUCCAAAAUAAAAAACAGAAGGAUGGCUGAAAAAGCUAGUACGUCCCAAGCUGAUGAGGAUCAGCAGUACACAAUCAGAAUAUUAUAUUCUGAUAUGGCGCUAAAUCUGAGUGAGAUGAUCAGCCCAGAUAGGAAAUUGACCUGGCAGAGACUUUUGACAGUACUGGACCCAUUGUUACCUCAUCAUCUUCGUGGUGACGACAUUACAUAUAUUGGAGACAUACUUGAGAAGCUGAGGGCAAAAGGACAGAUUGUUCCCAUGAAAGGUUCCUUUGAGAAACUCUAUGACGCACUCCUUAAAGUUAAUGUUGAAGCAGCCAAGGUUGUUAAGGAGACUUCAGUAAAUAUAAAAGCACUUCUGUCUGAAGGGCCACUGGCAGCAAGAAAACCUGGAACUGAAAGAAAUGGAAACCAGAUUAAAGGAAGGAAUCCCAAGUUGAAAGCUAUGAAAGAAACAACAAGAUUAAGAACCCUUGAUCAAACCUCAAAACCAGAGGUGAUCUCUACACAAGCCUUGGAAGACGCUAAAGAAAUGAUCAGAAAGAACAGCGUUGUCCUCAUCAAGGGUGCCUCAGGGGAUGGGAAGACUUUGAUGUGUUACCAACUAUUGAAGUGGCUAAUGGACGGCGAUAAUAAGGAUACCAGACUGUCAAAGGAUCCUGUGCAGCUUUACAGCAUGGCCAAAUGGGAUGAAAUUGUUGAACCAAACACACAAUUAGCUGUAUAUAUUGAUGAUGUUAGUGGGGAAAUCGCUGAAGAAUUGAAGAAAAGGGAAGUUUCCAUUAAGUCGAGAUUUUGUGGGAAACUCAAUAAUAGAUCAAAUUGUUUGAUACUAAAUGUUCGAGAUGAAAUUUUCAAAAGCACACAAUUACUUUCAUGUGAAUUCUUCAAACAAAAUAUCAUUGAUUUGAGAGGUAAAAACUGCAUAAAAAUCUCAGAAAAAAAGCUUAUUUUAGAAAGUUAUGUCCGAGAAAUUAAAACCUUUCCUAGUGGAAAGGAAUCUGAAAUAAUCAAACUUGACCCAGAUAUAGGAUUUCCACAGUGUUGUCGACUUUAUAGGGAUGUUCCCAGCUUACAAAAAGAGGGGGUUCAUUUCUUCAAACAACCAUUUCAUUUCAUGGAAACAACUUUGGAGAAAUUACCAAAGGAGCACUUUUCUGCUCUUCUGUUUCUCUUCCUCAAUGAGGGGAGAGUAAAGAAAGGUGAUUUAGAUCCUAAAAACAGUGAAAGUGUUGACAAGAAAAAGCUUGAUGAAGCUUUCCAGGGAAUUAAACUUGAUCAUGCAGACAAAAUCAGAUCUCUGCAGAAAAGUUUAAAUGUAAUGUUUGGAUCUCUGGUUGCAAAAAGAAAAUAUCCUUUUCACAAUUUUGAUGAUGAUGAUGAUGAUGAUGAUGUAUUUUACCAAUUUUGUCAUGAUUCUGUUCAGGACACAGUUGCCCUUAUGUAUGGCAAAGACACAAAAAUUGGGUUUAUAGAAAAUUGUCCACGAAAGUACCUCCACUAUAUAUCAACAUCAAAAUCCACCGCUAACAAAAUAGUUAUAAAACCUAGUAGUGAACACAUGUAUAAACGUUUGGUCAGAGAGUGUGAAUCUGAUGUCGGACGUGAAAAGGACCAUAGAUUAUCUGACUAUAUAGUUAGAUUAGACGUAUGGACAGACACCCUGUUUCUACAGGGAUUUAUUAGUUGGCUAAGUGGUCAGAAUGAUGACAAAAACUUACACCAACUGAUAAAAUCUACGUUGUUAAAUGGAGCUUGCUCUGCUGGUUUAGAAGAUCGUGUCUCGUAUCUCCUUUCUGUGGGUGCCACACCUGACAAUGAUACACCGUUUAGUGUAGUGAAGGGUGGGAGUGUACAACUACUGACACAACUACUGAAGUAUGACGUCAUUCCUACAGCGAGGGCAGACAGGUCACGAUCAUCAUAUUAUACUGAGAAUAUCAAUGUCCUACACGAGGCGUGUCUGUUUAAGAGAGAAGAGAUGGUGACCAUGUUGUGUGACACUUACCCAGACUUGGUACACGAGACUGAUAACAGGAGACACAGCACGCUCCAUCUUAUGGCACUGACAGGAAGCGUUGGUCUAUUUCAGACAGUGGAGAGAACGAUACUUAAAUCUUUGUGUAGAGUUGAGGAUGUACAACAGAAGUGUGAGACAGAAGAUGGCCGUGUGGUACAUAGGAGUUGUGUGUGUGGACAGUACAUGUCACAGUUAGAGGACGAUGACGGGUGGACAAUAUUACAUCUUAGUUGUGGAGAGGGACACAGGGAGCUUAGUUUAUACCUGUGUCAGUGUUACCCAGCACUAACUACAGCUGUAGAUAUCGACGGGUAUACAGUAUUACAUCAUAGUUGCAGUCAGGGACACAGGGAGCUUAGUUUAGAGCUGUCCAGGUGGACAUCAGAUGUCGACAUGUUCACUGAUUGUGAACGUCACGUAAAACUGAACGUAGAGAAAACAGGAGGUAAGUAUGACAUCACGACCAUACUUACUAAUGACGGUAGAUCUGUUCUAGACCUGGGAAAGGAAUGGAUAGAGUGGGCGGACUUAGAUAACAGCCCUUUGUAUGACCAUCUUGUCAAAGUUUUUAAUAAAUAA
This is a messenger RNA of Pecten maximus, 3486 nucleotides long. RefSeq lists its product as uncharacterized. Gene Ontology annotation, cellular component: membrane. NCBI's taxonomy places the organism in Eukaryota, Metazoa, Mollusca, Bivalvia, Pectinida, Pectinidae. Gene Ontology annotation, molecular function: protein binding. The record is from RefSeq and is a predicted model, not a curated record. Gene Ontology annotation, biological process: signal transduction. The coding region runs from base 1 to 3486 and encodes 1161 amino acids. The transcript is spliced from 8 exons.